Messenger RNA from Paraphaeosphaeria sporulosa, 1570 nucleotides. RefSeq lists its product as uncharacterized. The transcript is spliced from 2 exons. Bases 66 to 1499 code for a protein of 477 amino acids. NCBI's taxonomy places the organism in Eukaryota, Fungi, Ascomycota, Dothideomycetes, Pleosporales, Didymosphaeriaceae. The record is from RefSeq and is a predicted model, not a curated record.
ACAACUCCACUAGCCUCUUCCAACAUGCUUGCCCUGUUUUAUGGAAGGAGAACGAAACUUCCGUCAUGGACUCGUCGUUUCCAACGGUGAUCGAAAUCGCAGCACCUCGCCAUUUCGGAGCCGAGGAAGAAUCGGCUAACGGCUUCGUUGGCACCAUACUGGAUGCGUACCGAAUGCACAACCACGUCGUCCUCCGUCCAGAAGACGUGUGGCUCGGCAUCUUGAUGCAGUUCAAUUUCUACGUUAAUGAACACGCUGAGCAACUUCGUGAGCAUUUCGUAGACCACCAGGGAAAGAGGAAGUUGGAAAUCGUUCAUGAACUCAUGGAUCUGCCAGCUUUCCUCAUAGAGAUGACCAACCUGGUUGACAAAAAUAUCAAGGACCCUAGCCUUCGCGAUUGGAUUAUGCCAAACUUUACUACUACCACAGAUACGGACAAACUCGCUGCUUCUGUUACUAUGAUGGGCACUUUGCAGAAGUAUUUCGUAUACGAAUAUGGGAUUACUUGCGGUAUUCCCUCUGUCACAUUACUCGGCGAAGAAAACGACUGGCGAGACAUCCACAACCGACUUGACUACCUUUCUACGUUCGCAAGGGACCACCCAGAACUGGCAAUGUGGCAGUCUUCGCUCAAAGUACUCGUCUCGAAAAUGGUCGAAACUUUCAAGGCACCGGACUCGCCGAGUGUGGUGCGCUUCUGGCAGGGCGCAGUCCAUUCUUCUAGGGACAGCUACUUGGGUGCUAAACUUCUCAGCGGGUGGAUACUUGCUUUCAUCUUUUGGGGUACGGACGGGAAGCUGCUCGGUGGUCAGGGACCAGCCCGACGCUGGGCCAAAAUGGUCGCUGAGAACGGCAAUGACUGGUGGUAUGGAGAAAAAACAUACUAUCCUGUCGAAUGGCACGACGUACCAGCAGCAUUAGUCCACGUACCGAUCCAUAUCAGAGAUGGAAAGGAGAAGUACAUGGCGAAAGCUGUUGCCGGAUCUGUGGGUUACACGGUGCGGGACAGUGAAGAGGUCUUCCAGUCAACAAGGCAGCGCGGCAAGAGAAACUCAAAUCUCUCAGGCGACACGAUGGCUGCAAGCCCUUGUGAUGGGUCAGUGCGGGAGCAAGGUCUCCUCAGAAAGCUCACGCAAAAGCUUCUUUGCUUCUGGCCGAGCGCGCAAUCUGUUCCCUCUCGGGCUGAGGAGCAGAAAGCCACAUAUCCGACGAUUCCAGAACGCAAGACUACAGCACAAUGGGACUAUGAAUAUGGUGGCACCCUGGAGGUACCGCAGUUUUCGGAUCUGAGUGAGCUAAACGAGCCUUGGGCGAAUGAGCAAGGUGGUAAGCGUGACACACUACAACCCGUUACAGGUUGGUGGGUUAUACGUACCAGCGAAGGGCAAUUUGGGAGGGACGCUGAUGUGCCCGACGUUCAAUUUGAUAGGGAUGCGCCUGAUUAUGACAAGGAUCUGGCGGAGAAGGGUAGACCGUUGAGGGAGCGGGGGGAGCUUUAGGUAACGUGGGGCAAGCCAGAUCACAGUUGGCCUGACGUUCUCCAUCAACCAGUUGUAUCUGGCAAUACUUU